This is a messenger RNA of Sardina pilchardus (European sardine), 2377 nucleotides long. RefSeq lists its product as uncharacterized. Gene Ontology annotation, molecular function: phosphatidylinositol-3-phosphate phosphatase activity. Gene Ontology annotation, cellular component: cytoplasm; membrane. The record is from RefSeq and is a predicted model, not a curated record. Gene Ontology annotation, biological process: negative regulation of autophagy; phosphatidylinositol dephosphorylation. NCBI's taxonomy places the organism in Eukaryota, Metazoa, Chordata, Actinopteri, Clupeiformes, Clupeidae. The coding region runs from base 400 to 2040 and encodes 546 amino acids. The transcript is spliced from 11 exons.
UUCUUUUGUUAUUUGAGAUUUUUUUCUGUAGGGUUCGCCUGCGCAAACACUGGGCAUGCUGAGCACUUUCGAUAUGGUAGCAGAAAUGUCCAAGAUAACGAGUGGAAUUCUAUUUAUGGGCCACGUCUCUUAUCUGGAGAACAAACCGAGGUGUGAUGCAAGUGCGGAAAAGAACGGUGUGAUCCAUUUGCACGGAAGACGAAAAAUAUUGAAUUUAUUGUAAAACAUUUCAAGUUCCAACACCUCUACGUCGUGGGCCAGACAGAGUUGGGGGUUGUCAGCCUCAGGCUAUUACACUGUGGGCAAUAGCGGAAGGUGUCUUUAUCCGUCGCUUUCAAUUCUUCCAAAAGCAGGCUAACUCUUCUUUACUGUGUGUAUGCUCACCUGUUUGUGGAGUCAAUGGAAUUCUCAGAACAUAUUAAAACAGCAAACGUUGAAGAUGUUGUGCUGAAACAACCGUUCCACGCGCCGAUGAAAGGGACACUGUGCGUGACUGGCCACCACCUACUUUUCUCUGACAGGAGUGGAGACAGCACCUGGCAACUUCUUUUAUUGCUUAGAAACAUCGAUGCCAUCGAGAAAAGUGUGGAGAACCUGCUGGGAUAUUCCAGCCACAGCCUUAAGACAGGCUCAAAUACCAGGGUGGUGGGAUCCUCUGGCACCAUCACAAUUAAAUGUAAGGACUUAUGCAUUCUUCAGCUGGACAUUCCAGGCAUGGAGGAAUGCCUGAAUGUGGCCAGAUCCAUUGAGGCGCUUUCUUCAUUGGACAAUGUCACAGAAAUGUACCCAUUCUUCUAUAGACCAUCUUGGCUUAGUCUAGAUGACCAAUGGGGCUUAUCAACUCUAGAGAAGCACUAUAAUCAGUUAGGGGCUCUGCAGGUCAAGUGGAGGCUGAGUAAUGUCAACUCGGACUACUCCGUCUGUCCAUCAUAUCCACCCGCUGUCAUCGUGCCUCAGUGUGUAGAUGACCAGAUGCUGGUGAAGGCUGCCCGCUUCAGACAGGGAGGACGCUUCCCAGUGCUCAGCUACUACCAUCAGAAAAAUGGCAUGGUGAUUGUGCGCAGCAGCCAGCCGCUGACGGGGGCCAAUAGGAAACGCUGUAAAGAGGACGAGCUCUUCCUCCAGGCUGUGAUGGACGGGGCAGAAAGAGCUUACGUCAUAGACACCCGCUCUGCCCAGCAAGCCCAACAGGCCAGGAUGACGGGGGGCGGCUUUGAGUCCAAGUCCUGUUAUAACUCAUGGAAGAGACUCCAUCGGCACAUGGAGAGGGGUAAGGUCCUCCAGGAGAGCCUUAUAAAGCUGGUUGAAGCGUGUGGAGACCAGUCUCACAGCAUGGACCGGUGGCUCAGUAAGCUGGAGAACUCCAAGUGGCUCUCCCAUGUCCACAGUGCAUUGUCCACAGCAGGGCUGGUGGCAGAAUGUGUGGAGAGGGAUGGCCACUCUGUCCUGGUCCAUGGUUCUGAAGGCACCGACACCACCCUGUUAGUGUGUAUGUUGGCUCAGCUGAUACUGGACCCAGAGUCUCGCACACUGAAAGGCUUCCUCUGUCUGCUGGAGAGGGAGUGGGUACAGGCAGGUCAUCCCUUCCAGCUGCGCUGUGCCCGCUCGGCCUACUCCCACGCCCGUCUGAGGCAGGAGGCUCCGGUCUUCCUGCUGCUGCUGGACUGCGUAUGGCAGCUGGGCCGCCAGUUUCCUCUGGCCCUGGAGCUAGGCGAGCCGCUGCUGCUGCGGCUAGCCCAGGAGGCCUAUGCCUCCGACUUUGGGACCUUCCUCUGCAACAACGAACAAGAACGAUGUCUACUUGAAGUGAAAGACAGGACACACUGCUUGUUCCAGUUCCUGUUAAGGUCCAGUGAGAGGGAGAACUACGUCAAUCCGCUGUACGAACCGACAGACCUUGCUAUCUGGCCCUCUGUGCAGCCCCAGUCACUGCACCUCUGGGCAGGGUUGUUCCAGAGGUGGACGGAUCAUACCCAGAACAUGGAGGAGGUGCGGGAGGAGAUCUUGAGCAUUGUGACACACCACAGUGGCAGGGGCUGAGAUGUACUGAACAGGCCCACGUCAUCACUGCAUCAAGUGUCUUACAGAUGCCUGCUUGAAAUAAUCAGUCUCACAAAGGACAGUGUGGAGGAAAUGCAGACUAGACAUUGAUCAAGCUUGGGGAUCAGAAGAGCUUUGGAUUAUUGACUUUUGACAGCACUUCAAACCCUGUGAAUGUGAGCACAAGUCCUUGUCACAGGCACAUACAGUAUAGUCUACAUUUGUCAAAUGAUGUAUUCUAUAUCAUAUAUAUUUCGUUAACAUAUUUUCUUUAACUGCUGUAAAUAUAUUUGAGUCUGGCUAGCCCAUAAUUAAAAUAUUUCAUAUUUUAAAAGUG